Cygnus olor (mute swan) is the source of this 11766-nucleotide messenger RNA. It is a transcript of the gene FRYL, whose product is annotated as FRY like transcription coactivator. Gene Ontology annotation, cellular component: cell cortex; site of polarized growth. The transcript is spliced from 66 exons. The record is from RefSeq and is a predicted model, not a curated record. Gene Ontology annotation, biological process: cell morphogenesis; neuron projection development. Bases 578 to 9943 code for a protein of 3121 amino acids. NCBI's taxonomy places the organism in Eukaryota, Metazoa, Chordata, Aves, Anseriformes, Anatidae.
GGGCCGGGCCGGGCCGGGCCGGGCCGCGGAGUUACCGGAGGGGAGAGGCGGCGGCGGGAUAAAGCCGGCGGCGACGGGCGGCUCCCGCUUACCCAGCGGUGGCCUGCAGCGGGACGGGACGGGACGGGACGGGCUCCUCGAGGCGGCGGCGGGUGUUUUAUACUUCAUUUGUCUGUGCUGUGUUUGGAGAUCUUUUUCCGGUAUUUGGCUGCACACCAGCUGACCCGUAGCUGUUUACAUCUUUGUCUACUCUGACAUCUCUACGCACACGUUGGAAUCAAGGGGAAAAUGUCUUGAUGGAUCCAUCCUGAGUGUCAUAUGCUAGUGGUUCACAUCGUUGGUUAGCAAUGGCUUUUAAGUGUCUGUACAGUUAGACGUCUUUAAAAUCUGCCUCUGAGCAGCUGGCAGCUGACGUGCUGGUGCUGGCACCACCCAGGUUGAACAUGACAUCACUGGGAGAAGUAGUGCGCGGAGUCCACCUCUGCAUUCAAGGAAGUUACUGUGGGAGCACCGUUCUGUAACGCGCAGCUCAACUGCCGCACUUAGUCAAUGCUGAGCGUGCAGAAGGCAGGGAAAAAUGGAAUUUCUGAAAAAAAUUGUUCCCACUGUUGUUUCUGGAGAUGUUGUGCUGGAUGUUGGAAGUACUGUCCGUGAAAGCUCGCCAAGGCUGCUGAAGAUGAGGCGUGUCAGUCUGCUUUCACUGGGACAAACAAUCGAUGAAGAUGAGGAGAUGCAUGAUUUACAUCCUCAUUACACCUCCACGCCACCCAGCAGAGUAAAUAAACGCAGAGUUUCUCCAAGUGUUGUUUCCACCUGGGAAAAGAGAGGCAUCAUCAUGUCUAACAUUACUAUUGAUCCAGAUGUCAAACCUGGCGAGUAUGUCAUCAAAAGCCUCUUCGCUGAAUUUGCUGUUCAAGCUGAAAAGAAAAUUGAAGUUGUAAUGGCUGAACCUUUGGAAAAGCUCUUGUCCAGAUCUCUUCAAAGAGGUGAAGAUCUUCAGUUUGAUCAGUUGAUAAGCUCUAUGAGCUCAGUAGCAGAGCACUGUCUCCCCUCCUUAUUACGCACCUUGUUUGACUGGUACAGGCGUCAAAAUGGAACAGAAGAUGAAUCUUACGAAUACAGACCUCGAUCUAGCACAAAAUCAAAGGGAGAUGACCAACAACGCGAAAGAGACUAUCUACUUGAAAGGAGGGACUUAGCUGUAGAUUUCAUUUUUUGUUUAGUUUUAAUAGAGGUUCUAAAACAGAUACCUGUUCAUCCAGUGCCAGAUCCUUUAGUACAUGAAGUUCUAAACUUGGCUUUUAAGCACUUUAAACAUAAGGAAGGGUAUUCAGGAACCAACACUGGGAAUGUGCAUAUUAUUGCAGACUUAUAUGCAGAAGUGACAGGGGUUCUUGCUCAAUCAAAGUUUCAAGCUGUUAGGAAAAAGUUUGUCACCGAAUUAAAAGAACUGCGGCAAAAAGAACAGAGUCCCCAUGUAGUACAAAGUAUCAUCAGUUUGAUUAUGGGAAUGAAGUUUUUUCGGGUAAAGAUGUAUCCUGUGGAGGAUUUUGAAGCAUCGUUUCAGUUCAUGCAGGAAUGUGCUCAAUACUUCCUGGAAGUAAAAGAUAAAGAUAUAAAACAUGCACUUGCUGGUUUGUUUGUGGAAAUUCUCAUCCCUGUGGCUGCUGCUGUUAAAAAUGAAGUGAAUGUGCCAUGUUUGAAAAAUUUUGUGGAGAUGCUUUAUCAGACUACCUUUGACUUGAGUUCAAGAAAGAAGCAUUCGCUGGCUUUGUAUCCAUUGAUCACCUGCCUGUUGUGUGUCAGUCAGAAACAGUUUUUUUUAAAUAACUGGCACGUUUUCCUGCAGAACUGUUUGUCACAUCUAAAGAUGCCAUCUAACAACAGUAUCAGAAAACAAAUAGAAACACUGCAGAAUAAAGAUCCCAAAAUGUCCCGAGUUGCACUGGAAUCUUUGUAUAGGUUAUUGUGGGUUUAUGUUAUUAGAAUAAAAUGUGAAAGCAACACUGUAACUCAAAGUCGUCUCAUGAGCAUUGUAUCAGCACUUUUUCCAAAAGGAUCACGUAGUGUGGUCCCACGAGACACACCUCUGAAUAUAUUUGUGAAGAUUAUUCAGUUCAUUGCUCAGGAACGUUUGGAUUUUGCAAUGAAAGAAAUAAUAUUUGAUCUUCUUAGUGUUGGAAAAUCACCUAAAACCUUUACUAUUAAUCCAGAGAGAAUGAAUAUAGGCCUCAGAGUUUUCCUUGUCAUAGCAGAUAGUCUGCAGCAGAAAGAUGGUGAACCACCAAUGCCAACAACAGGAGUUGUUCUUCCCUCAGGAAAUACUCUGCGUGUGAAGAAAAUCUUUCUUAAUAAAACUCUGACAGAUGAGGAAGCAAAAGUUAUAGGAAUGUCAAUAUACUAUCCUCAAGUCAGAAAAGCGUUGGACAGCAUUCUUAGGCAUUUGGACAAAGAAGUUGGAAGACCCAUGUGCAUGACUAGUGUGCAGAUGUCCAAUAAAGAACCUGAAGACAUGAUUACGGGUGAAAGAAAACCUAAGAUCGAUUUGUUCAGAACUUGUGUUGCUGCUAUCCCAAGACUGAUUCCAGAUGGCAUGAGCAGGACUGACCUCAUUGAAUUGCUUGCAAGGCUGACAAUUCAUAUGGAUGAAGAACUUCGUGCCUUGGCUUUCAAUACUCUCCAAGCAUUAAUGCUUGAUUUUCCAGAUUGGCGGGAAGAUGUUCUUUCAGGAUUUGUAUAUUUUAUUGUGCGUGAAGUGACUGAUGUCCAUCCAACGCUUCUUGACAAUGCAGUAAAAAUGUUAGUGCAGCUCAUAAAUCAGUGGAAACAAGCAGCCCAAAUCCACAAUAAAACCCAAGAUUCUCAGCGUGGUGUAUCCAACGGGGCUGCCCAUACCCUUCCUCUGGAGAGGACCCUUUAUUCCAAUGUAUUUCAUGUGGUGGAAGGCUUCGCUUUGGUCAUUCUUUGCAGCACAAGGCCUGCAACCAGAAGAUUAGCAGUCAGUGUGCUUAGAGAAAUAAGGGCCUUGUUUACACUUUUAGAAAUUUCUAAGAGUGAUGAUGAGUUGGCUAUAGAUGUAAUGGACAGACUAAGUGCUUCUAUCCUGGAGAGUUUCAUACAUCUUACUGGGGCUGAUCAGACUACUUUACUCUAUUGUCCCAGUUCAAUAGAUUUACAAACUUUGGCUGACUGGAGUUCCUCUCCAAUCAGCCACCAGUUUGAUGUGGUCAGUCCAUCACAUAUAUGGAUAUUUGCACAUGUGACUCAAGGCCAAGAUCCAUGGAUUAUAAGCCUUUCAAGUUUUAUGAAACAGGAAAAUCUUCCAAAACACUGCCCAACAGCUGUAAGCUAUGCUUGGACAUUUGCUUAUACCAGACUCCAUCUGCUGUCUCCACAAGUGGAUAUAAACAGCCCUAUCAACGCAAAGAAAGUGAAUACUACUACAAGCAGCGACUCCUACAUUGGGCUCUGGAGAAACUACCUGAUUCUUUGCUGCAGUGCAGCAUCUUCUUCAAACUCUUCCACUUCCACUGGCUCUGUGAGAUGUUCCCCUCCUGAGACGCUGGCGUCUACUCCUGACAGUGGUUAUAGCAUUGAUUCAAGAAUCAUUGGCAUUCCAUCCCCUUCUUCCUUGUUUAAGCACAUAGUUCCGAUGAUGCGCUCUGAGAGCAUGGAAAUUACAGAAUCCCUUGUACUGGGACUUGGCAGGACCAACCCAGGAGCUUUUAGGGAACUAAUAGAAGAAUUACAUCCUAUAAUUAAGGAAGCACUUGAAAGAAGGCCAGAGAACAUGAAACGACGCAGGCGUCGAGAUAUUUUACGAGUACAACUAGUACGAAUAUUUGAACUGUUGGCAGAUGCUGGUGUCAUUAGUCACAGUGCAAGUGGUGGCCUUGAUAAUGAAACGCAUUCCCUCAACAACACUUUACUUGAGUACGUUGAUCUAACGAGACAACUCCUAGAAGCAGAAAAUGAAAAGGAUUCUGAUACAUUGAAAGAUAUCCGAUGCCAUUUUAGUGCCUUAGUGGCAAAUAUCAUUCAAAAUGUUCCAGUCCACCAGAGAAGGAGUGUCUUUCCACAGCAAAGUCUACGCCACAGUCUAUUUAUGUUGUUCAGUCAUUGGGCAGGUCCUUUUAGUAUCAUGUUUACUCCCCUGGACAGAUACAGUGAUAGGAACAUGCAAAUAAAAAGACACCAAUACUGUGCAUUAAAGGCUAUGUCUGCUGUACUGUGUUGUGGCCCUGUGGCAGAUAAUGUUGGGCUCUCAUCUGACGGCUAUUUAUACAAAUGGCUCGAUAAUAUUUUGGAUUCACAGGAUAAAAAGGUUCACCAGCUGGGCUGCGAGGCAGUUAUGCUGCUCUUGGAACUCAACCCUGACCAGAGUAACCUCAUGUACUGGGCUGUAGACCGGUGUUAUACAGGUUCCAAGCGGGUAGCAGCUGGCUGUUUUAAAGCCAUAGCCAGCGUGUUCCAAAACAGGGAUUACCAGUGUGAUACAGUGACCCUUCUAAAUCUGAUACUGUUCAAAGCAGCUGAUUCUACUAGGGCUAUCUAUGAAGUUGCUAUGCAACUAUUACAGAUUUUGGAACCAAAGAUGUUCCGUUAUGCUCACAAACUGGAAGUUCAGAGGACGGAUGGGGUUUUGGGUCAGCCUUCGCCUUUACCACAUCUGUAUUCUGUGUCAUAUUAUCAACUGUCAGAAGAAUUAGCAAGGACUUAUCCUGAACUAACACUUGCUAUCUUCUCAGAAGUAAGCCAGAGAAUCCAAACAGCUCACCCGGCUGGAAGACAGGUGAUGCUGCAUUAUCUGCUGCCAUGGAUGAACAAUAUUGAGUUGGUAGACUUGAAACCUUUGCCAACCAUUCGGCGGCAAGAUGAAGACGAAGAAGAUUCUUUGAAAGACAGAGAAAUGAUGGUGAACAGUAGGCGCUGGCUACGAGGAGAAGGCUGGGGAUCACCACAGGCUACAGCUAUGGUUCUGAACAAUCUGAUGUAUAUGACUGCAAAGUAUGGUGAUGAAGUGGCUUGGUCAGAGAUUGAAAAUGUCUGGACUACUUUGGCAGACAGCUGGCCAAAGAAUCUGAAAAUAAUUCUACACUUCCUAAUCAGUAUCUGUGGAGUGAACAGUGAACCCAGCCUUUUGCCUUAUGUAAAGAAAGUUAUUGUUUAUUUGGGUAGAGACAAAACAAUGCAACUACUGGAAGAGCUGGUGAGUGAACUUCAGCUUACGGAUCCUGUCAGUUCAGGAGUCACCCACAUGGAUAAUCCACCAUAUUACCGCAUUACUUCCAGCUAUAAAAUCCCCUCUGUCACUUCAGGUACCACUUCUAGUAGCAAUACAAUGGUAGCUCCCACAGAUGGCAACCCUGACAGUAAACAUAUAAAAGAAAGUAUUGAAGAGAACUAUGUACAUCUAGAUAUCUACAGUGGGUUGAACAGUAACUUAAACCGCCAGCACCACAGGCUAGAAUCUCGCUACAGCAGCAGCUCUGGAGGAUCAUAUGAAGAGGAAAAAAGUGAUUCAAUGCCUCUGUAUUCAAACUGGCGGUUGAAGGUGAUGGAGCACAAUCAAGGAGAGCCUCUGCCUUUUCCACCUACUGGAGGUUGCUGGUCACCACUGGUGGAUUACUUGCCUGAAACUUCUCCUCCGGGCAUGUCUCUUCACAGAUGCAAUAUAGCAGUGAUCCUUCUGACUGACUUGAUAGUUGACCACAGUGUGAAGGUAGAAUGGGGAGGAUACUUGCAUCUUUUGCUUCAUGCAAUUUUUAUAGGUUUUGACCACUGUCACCCUGAAGUCUAUGAGCAUUGUAAACGACUGCUUUUGCAUCUUCUGAUAGUGAUGGGAUCUGGUAGUAAUGUCCAGUCUGUUGCUUCAGUCCUGCUCAGAAACAGAGAGUUCAAUGAAUCCAGGGUGCUUACUGUCAAGCAAACUACACAUCUAGAUUAUACUUUUACAGCAGGUGUUCAUGAUUUUAUACCAGAUUACCAGCCCUCCCCAAUGACAGACUCAGGGCUUAGUUCAAGUUCUACCUCUUCUAGCAUCAGUUUAGGAAAUACAAGUGCUGCCAUGUCUCAUCUGCACACCACCAUCCUCAAUGAGGUUGACAUUUCAGUAGAGCAGGAUGAAAAAGUGAAAACUCUCAUAGAAUUCAUUACCUCAAGGAAAAGAGGGCCACUUUGGAAUCAUGAAGAUGUUUCGGCCAAGAACCCUAAUAUAAAGAGUGCUGAACAGUUAACUGUGUUUUUAAAGCAUGUGGUAGCUAUAUUUAAACAGUCUAGCUCAGGAUUUCAAUUGGAACACCGUCUCAGUGAAGUUGCUUUGCAAACUGCGCUUUCGUGUUCCUCUCGACAUUAUGCUGGGAGGUCCUUUCAGAUCUUCAGGGCUCUGAAGCAGCCUCUUACUGCAUCUACACUUUCUGAUGUUCUCUCCAGAUUAGUAGAAACUGUUGGAGAUGCAGGAGAAGAAGCUCAGGGUUUUGUCAUAGAACUGCUUCUGACUUUAGAGUCUGCAAUUGAUACAUUGGCUGAAACCAUGAAGCAUUACGAUCUGCUUUCUGCCCUUUCUCAAACCUCGUACCAUGAUUCUGUAAUGGGAAACAAGUACGCAGCUAAUAGGAAAAGCACUGGACAGAUAAAUCUAAGCACAAGUCCCCUUAAUAGUGGCAGUUGUUUGGGAUACUACAGCAAUACAAGGAGCAAUUCUUUGAGACUGAAUUUAAUCAGUGAGCGGAGAGGUGACCGUCGACGGAGCAACACACUGGAUAUAAUGGAUGGAAGGAUAAAUCAUGGUGGAAGUUUGGCCAGGACUAGAAGCCUUUCCUCCCUGAGAGAGGGAGGAAUGUAUGAUGUGCAGCCCACUACUGAUCCUGUCAAUCUAAUGGCCACCAUAUUCUGGAUUGCAACUUCAUUGCUAGAGUCAGAUUAUGAGUAUGAAUACCUUUUGGCUCUCAAGCUACUCAACAAGCUUCUUAUUCACUUGCCUCUGGAUAAAUCAGAGAGUCGAGAAAAGAUAGAAAAGGUGCAGAGUAAACUGAAAUGGAAUAACUUUCCAGGCCUUCAGCAGCUCUUCCUAAAAGGCUUUACUUCAGCAUCCACACAAGAAAUGACAGUUCACCUGCUGAGUAAACUCAUCACAAUUUCCAGGCAUGCUUUGGUGGAUCCUUCUCAGUUAGCAGGAUUUCCCCUAAACAUCUUGUGCCUACUUCCGCAUCUGAUCCAACAUUUUGAUAACCCAACUCAGUUCUGUAAAGAAACAGCUGACAGGAUAGCAAAGGUUUGCGCAGAGGAGAAAUCACCAACUCUUGCCAAUCUAGCUCAUAUGAUGAGUUUAUACAGUACACACAGUUAUUCCAGAGACUGCUCUAAUUGGAUUAAUGUAGUGUGUAGAUACUUGCAUGACUCCUUCUCAGAUGCCACAUUUAACCUCGUAACUUAUCUUGCAGAGCUGUUAGAGAAAGGGUUAUCCAGUAUGCAACAAUCCUUACUGCAGAUCAUUUAUAGUCUUCUGAGUCAUAUCGACCUGUCCACAGCACCAGUGAAGCAGUUUAAUUUGGAAAUCAUAAAAGUUAUUGGUAAAUAUGUUCAGAGUCCAUAUUGGAAGGAAGCUCUUAAUAUUUUGAAACUGGUGGUGUCUCGAUCAGCAAGCCUUGUUGUACCUAACGAUAUUCCAAAGUCUUAUGGAGGUGACAUAGGUUCUCCUGAAAUCUCUUUCACAAAAAUUUUUAAUAAUGUUUCCAAGGAGCUACCUGGCAAGACCUUAGAUUUUCAUUUUGAUAUAUCAGAGACACCAAUUAUUGGGAAUAAAUAUGGUGAUCAACACAGCGCAGCUGGUAGAAAUGGGAAACCAAAAGUCAUUGCAGUCACCCGGAGCACUUCUUCAACUUCAUCAGGCUCCAAUUCAAAUGCAUUAGUUCCUGUCAGCUGGAAGAGACCACAGCUAUCUCAGAGAAGAACCAGGGAGAAGCUGAUGAAUGUGCUUUCUCUGUGUGGUCCAGAAUCUGGUCUUCCCAAGAAUCCUUCAGUUGUGUUUUCCUCUAAUGAAGACUUGGAAGUUGGAGAUCAACAAACCAGUCUUAUUUCAACAACAGAAGAAGUUAUUCAAGAGGAGGAAGUGGCAGUAGAGGACAAUACCAGUGAACAACAAUUUGGAGUUUUUAAAGACUUUGACUUUUUAGAUGUUGAAUUGGAAGAUGCAGAGGAGCUGCAGGGUGAAAGCAUGGACAACUUCAACUGGGGUGUUCGUAGGCGCUCUCUUGACAGUAUUGACAAAGGAGACACACCGUCUCUUCAAGAAUGUCAGUACUCUGGUAGCACACCCAGCUUGAACUUGACCAACCAGGAAGAUACUGAUGAGUCUUCAGAAGAAGAAGCAGCACUGACUGCAAGUCAGAUACUGUCUCGAUCACAAAUGUUAAACAGUGAUUCUGCCAUAGAUGAAACAAUAUCAGAUCAUGCUGGUUUAUCACUUCAGUCUCAAGACUCCACUAGCAGUGUGGGAACAGAAGAGGUGCUUCAAAUCAGAACUGAGACCCCAAGUUUGGAGGCUUCUCUAGAUAACUCUAGCAACCAGCUGCCUGAGGAAGGCAGUUCAGCAGUAAGGGAUGAACAGGUUAGCACUGCUAGUGAAGACACUGGGUCAUAUCUCCUACAAGAACAACAAGACUGUCUGGUCUGUCAUGAACCUCUUGAGUUGGAAGAGACUCCAGAACUGGCAGAGCCUGCAGCUCCAGAGAGCUAUUCUGAAUCUAUCUGUGAAGAGGAUGUCACUCUUGCUUUGAAAGAGCUGGAUGAGAGAUGUGAAGAAGAAGAAGCUGACUUCUCUGGUUUGUCGAGCCAAGAUGAAGAAGAACAGGACGGUUUCCCAGAAGUACAAACUUCCCCACCUCCUUCACCAUUUCUUUCUGCCAUAUUGGCAGCUUUCCAACCAGUGGCAUAUGAUGAUGAAGAGGAAGCCUGGCGUUGCCAUGUCAAUCAAAUGCUAUCAGAUACAGAUGGUUCUUGUGCUGUCUAUACGUUUCACGUCUUCUCAAGAUUGUUUCAGAGCAUUCAAAGGAAGUUUGUUGCUAUAACAAAUGAUUCAGUCAGCUUUCUUGGUGAAAGUCUACAACGCAUUGGAAAGAAAUUUAAAAGUUCACUGGAAGUGAUGAUGUUAUGUUCAGAAUGCCCAACAGUCUUUGUGGAUGCAGAAACGCUAAUGUCUUGUGGCCUGCUAGAAACAUUGAAGUUCAGCGUUCUAGAGCUCCAAGAACACUUAGAUACCUAUAAUGUCAAAAGAGAGGCUGCAGAACAGUGGCUAGAUGACUGCAAAAGAACAUUUGGUACUGAUGAUGGUAUUCAUGGCACUAACACGGAUGCCCAGCAAAUGGAAAUUCUAGCAGAGCUGGAGUUGUGUCGGAGGCUAUAUAAAUUGCAUUUCCAGUUGCUGCUUCUGUUCCAAGCCUACUGCAAACUUAUCAGCCAAGUAAACACAAUCAAAAAAGAAGCAGAGGUCAUAAACAUGUCUGAAGAACUUGCUGUCCUGGAGACCUGUCUGAAAGAGGCUGAGUCUGCAUCUGACAGUGGCAUCGAAGAAAUUGAAAUUGCAGAGGCUUCCCAAGCUAGCACAGAAACAGCAAUUCACUCUCUCAUUGAAACCCUGAGAAGCAAGGAGUUUGUGUCAGCUGUAGCACAGGUCAAGGCUUUCAGAUCCAUUUGGCCCCAUGACAUCUUUGGCAGUUCUGAAGAUGACCCAAUCCAAACACUGUUGCACAUAUAUUUCCGUCAUCAGACACUUGGUCAAACUGGUAGCUUUGCAGUAGUAGGCUCCAACCAAGAUAUGUCAGAGGCCAGCUCAAAGCUGAUGGAACUUAAUCUAGAAAUUCGAGAGUCUCUACGCAUGGUGCAAUCCUAUCGGCUUCUAGGGAAAAUCAAACCAGGAGUAAACCCUGUGAGCACUGGAUUCUGAACAGCUGUCAUUUAGAAAAGAACUGAUAUUGAGGACACUUCGAACUAUUAUCGAGCACCUUUCAUUUAAAGAAAAAGAAGAAAGUGAAAAAAACAAAAAAGAUACCUUCCAGCAAUCCUGAAAAAUGACAGUUUCAUCACAGGAAGAAAUUGUUUCAUCAGAAGUAAAAAUCUAAAAACUGAAGUUAACAUCUUACUUGACUGCUCUUUCUACGCAGUAGCUGUGUGGCAGUAGCAUUUUUUUUUAUUAAAUAUAUGUAUAAAAACUACAUGAAAGGAAAAGGGCUUAAAUGCAUACAUAUGCAUUAUUUUCUGUUGUAACAGAACUAUAAAUGGUGUUUGCAGUAACAGCCUCUAAAGGUUGAACCAAUGCCGCAGGUGGGAUGAGGCUAAAAUCAAGGUUGGUUUAUUUUGGCUGAAGACCUGCAAUGCUUCCUGGCUUUCCAGCAGCAGUCGAUAUAAUCAUCAACUAAUACCUAUUGAGACACUUUGCAAUGUCAUGAAGAAUGUGCGGUCGAACACGAGUAGGAUGACUUCUGACUGCAAAAACCAUUGACUUCUCAAUGUUUUAUUUGCCUUUGUUGUCUGUAACAAGGAAAUGAUGUGUGAGAGUUGGAAUGUAUGGCUACGUGACAGUUGUUUUUUGAAGGUAUGGAUGAUUGUUAAAUAAGGUCUCAGAGCAUGCUUAAAAGAGCUGCAAGAUUAUUUUUGAAGAAAUUUUAUUUUAUUAGAUCUAAUCCUCAUAGUGUGUAAAUGUUAGGACAUUUAAUAAUAUUUUAAACUGGGAUUUCCCAGUGUUUCUAAAAGAAAUAAUAUAUCUGUUAACUUUAUUGGAAUGCUGCUCAGUUCUCUGAUCAGUGCUUAUGUUACAAAUAUUGAUAACAACUAACCAAAAAGUAGCUGCCUGCAGAGACUUUAAAAUGUAUAUUAAAGAUAUAUGCUGCCCAUCAGCAAUUCUCAUUAGAAGUUAACUUAUUUUAUUCUGUACAUAUUCUAGAAACUGUAUAGUGCAAAAACAGUAUUUUUCUUGUAAAUUUGUGCGAUGCACUGUUAAGACAGUAGGUGUAUAAAGCUAUGAGGGGAAGGGGAAGAAAUUCUCCCUGUUGGUAGUCACAUACAUGACUUGCAGUCUGAGCAGUCUGCAGGGUUCAAAGAGUUUGAAUGCACAUACAUGCAUCUUCAUGACUCAACUUAAGCCUAAGGAAUUGGGACUAUAUAGAAAAAAAGACUGACUACCAAACCAUGCAAACAGGCAAUAUACUCAUAGUUCAGUGUCAAAGUCUGUAGCAUAAAACAAACUGGAUUCUGUUGAAACCAAUAGCAUUUUGUAAAAAAAAUAAAAAUAAAACAAAAAAAUUAAAAAAGAAUGUAGUCCCACAAUUCCUGUGAUUUGAAAGGAACACCCAGUAUUUUUAUAUACAUCUCUUACCCACUGUGAUUUUUUUAAUGGGCUCUAAUUCCAGGGUUUAGAAUGUAGAAUUGAAAUUCUUAGCUCUGCCUUUUUGGGGGAAUUGGACCCCACUAGAAAUGUAAUUAUGCUGAAACGCAUUAAUUGAAGGCACUGUGCACACUGUUGGACUGCUGACAGUAGUUGUUAUCCUAACAAGCUCUGUAACUGGUCAAGGCACAUCCAUAAUCACUGUAUUUUUUUCCUGACCCUGAUAAAAUUGAAUUAUUUUGAUGGCUUUGUGGUACUGUAGAUGGUGUUCUUAAUUAUUAAAUAAGUAUUUACAGGGGGAUAAGUAGUUUUAUUUAGUGGUGCAUUACACUUUUAUUUACAUCAUCUUUUACCAGCUUUUUUUGUAAAAAUAAAAGACAUUGUAU